GAUUGCUAGCGAGAAGUUUGCACAACAAAAAAUUCGUCUGUUGUUACAAAAGUUUUUAUUUAUGAAAAAAGAUAUAUCGAUAUCGGAAUCGUGAAUUUAAAAAUAAAACUGCAUCAAGUACCUGUGUUUUGUGUGUGCAUAUUGACAAUUUCAUCGGAUCAUAUCUCUUGAAUCAAAAUAAUAAUUAAAUUGGUGAUAUCAUCUAUAUGAAUUUAACAGGACAGCAUUCGGCUACUGUGAGCGCGUGCUAUAUCAAAAUAUUGUAAUUUAACAAAAAAACAAGAACGUCAAACCAAAUACAACGUCAAAACAUUUCUUCAGUGGAGGUAUACCAGAAAAAACUGAUUAAAUGAACGUUAAGUGUCUGGAAAAUCUAUUGAUAGCAUUCUGCAAUUUGUAAAUUACGAAAAAAAAAGAGAUUCUCAGAUCGAACGUCUCAAACGGCUAGACUUUGAGAAACCACAAAGUUACGUUACUCUACGGAACGAGGAACGAACCGAGUCAAAGACAUUUUUUUUAAGUGGGCAAUUAUAAUCGAGCCGAGAAAAGAGAAAAAAAAAAAUUUUUGAAGCACAAACCGCAAACAGAUGACUUUGAAACACUAAAAAUUAUGCGAGCAUACGAUGCAAAGCGAUAGCCAGAUGUAACAAAUGAGAUAAAAUUCAAAUAAUCAAUGCUAAAUUUGAAAUUAAUUAUAUGAUUAUUGGCGCGAAAGGAGGAAUUGUCUCUCGCUUUUUAUUCGAUUCAUUUUUCCAUACACACUUGAAGAGUUGAAGCGUCGCCUAAUUAAUUUAUUGAUAUUGCAUUCCGCACUUUUUACUGAAUCAGUGUUUUUAAUCACAUCGAUAUCGCAGGAGUCACUUUCGAGAGGUCGUAAAAGACAUAGUCGAGAGAGAAAGAGAAAUAAAAAGAAACAACAACAUUCAUAAUUUGUUUAUGAACCUUCAGCGAAUACCAGAUUUGCGUUUGAAUUGACAAUUUGAUUAUCUGUUUUUUUUUCUACUUCUGUGGUUAAUGUGGCAAAACAACGAAAGGCAACGAACAAACAAUUCGUAAGCCAUCCGAAAGAAAGAAAGAAAGAAAGAAAGAAUAAAGUCGACAAUCAAAUUGCAAAGCGACGAAAAUGACGCGUUUUUGUGCAUACGUGCUUAUCAGCGCAACAGUCCUUUUUGAAGUUGUCAUUGGUCAAAAUCAACUAACUCAAUAUAGCACCAGAUAUAAUAAUCUGAAUGUUGAUCAAAUCUUGUCGAGUGACCGUUUGGUGACGAAUUAUGUUGAAUGUCUAUUGAGCCGUAAACCAUGUCCACCCGAAGGAAAAGAUCUGAAACGUAUAUUGCCAGAAGCAUUGAGAACAAAAUGUGCACGUUGUUCACCGCAACAAUUGGAAGGUGGUAUGCGUGUAAUUACAAAACUCUACUACGACUAUCCAACGCAAUACAGUCGUCUUCGGGCCAAAUGGGACCCAACCGGCGAAUACCAUCGACGUUUUGAAGAAUACCUUCGCGGCUUGCAAUUCAAUACCAUAAAUAAUGAUCAAUUAUCACCACAACCAACGGCAGGAACGUCAACAACCACCGCACAAAAAAUACCGACAAUUGUUGCAUCGGCAUCUUCAAAUACUCAAAAUGUCAUUCCAACGGCAUUACCAUCCGCAACGGCUCUGUUCAAUAAUACACAAAGACCAGCACGUAAUCCGGAAAUAGCACAAAAGCCAAGCACAAAUUCGGUUGCACCUCCGGUCGGUAUUUUCAAUCGUUUCGCAGCUGAUGAUGACGACAAUACAUCGGGCGGUGAUUCAACUGUUUCUCUACCGGUAGUGACAACGACGACCCGACGUACAAUGCCUACUUUGGCGGCAGUUCCAUCACAACGAGCCACUCAAGCGACAACAAAACGACCAGCAAAACGUCCAAAUGUUGUUGUAAAUGAAACACCAGCUACGGUAAGAGUAUCUAAACAUCCUAACAAAGUUGUGAGAACAACGAAUCAGCCAUCGACCGUUGAAUACACGAUUUACACAUACAAUACUCAGCCGGAUGUAGUGUACAUUCAAACACAACACCCUUUGAUCGGUUUGAUAAAUAGCAUCGGAUUCAAAAUAUCUAACACUGCUGACUUCUUUGCUGGUAUGCUGCGCGGAACUAUCGAGAAAUGGUUCAUAGUUUAGUUUUCUAAUAUGAUGGUGUACUGAUGAUAAUUUAGUAACUGGUUUUUAUUAAAUAAAACGUAAAUGUAUUAGAAAGAACGAAUAUGAAUUGCCGUUUUAGGCAUUAAAGUCGCACGAAAUUGGGAUUUCGAAGUGAAAAUAGAAGUAUGACCGAACACGUGAUUGAAAGAAAAAAAAA
Messenger RNA from Contarinia nasturtii (swede midge), 2345 nucleotides. RefSeq lists its product as uncharacterized. The record is from RefSeq and is a predicted model, not a curated record. NCBI's taxonomy places the organism in Eukaryota, Metazoa, Arthropoda, Insecta, Diptera, Cecidomyiidae. The transcript has 10 exons. Bases 1124 to 2167 code for a protein of 347 amino acids.